Molecule: messenger RNA, 5560 nt
Organism: Carassius gibelio (silver crucian carp)
Lineage: Eukaryota; Metazoa; Chordata; Actinopteri; Cypriniformes; Cyprinidae
Product: epidermal growth factor receptor-like
Exons: 28
Coding region: 376-3978 (1200 amino acids)
Biological process (GO): positive regulation of epithelial cell proliferation; protein phosphorylation; positive regulation of kinase activity
Cellular component (GO): basal plasma membrane; signaling receptor complex
Molecular function (GO): epidermal growth factor binding; epidermal growth factor receptor activity; ATP binding
Source: RefSeq, a predicted model, not a curated record
UUCGGUUGUUAUGUUUCUUCUCCACGGGUCCUCAUUGUAGAUUGACAGCAUGUUAAAGAUUUCAUUUGGCAUCGGAAUGAUGUCACAAACCUCGAGAUCAAUAAGUAGCUACCUGAAGUCGAACGCCUUACAGCACGCGCACGGUCCUCCCUGCUGCUGACGUCACGAGCGCAGCUCUGUCCAGCCGAACGCGCCUCUAUCACUGCCGAGGUUCGCGAGCGCGGAGGAGGAGCUGUCAAAGUUUACAAGCCAAGCCGAGCGAGUUUUCUCAAGAAGACAAGAAGGCAAGAUCCUUGAACAUUAUUGAGAAACCCUUGAAAGAAGAGCCCUUCUAACUAUGGAGUGAAGUCUGAGAGGCCGCUUUACACAGAAGAAAUGGCAGGACCAACUGAGAUCGGAUUGAUUUUUACCUUACUGCUCUCAUGGAGCUUCUGCGCGACGCCGGAAAAGAAAGUGUGUCAGGGAGCGAACAACAAACUGACUCUUCUGGGAACAGUGGAUGACCAUUAUCAGAUUCUGGUAAAAAUGUACAGCAACUGCACCGUCGUUCUGGAAAACCUGGAAAUCACAUAUAUGACCGAAAAACAUGACUUGUCCUUUCUCAGGAGCAUUCAAGAAGUUGGUGGCUAUGUUCUUAUUGGGAUCAACACGGCUCCCAGAAUCCCUCUUGAGAACCUACGCAUCAUCCGUGGCCACUCUCUUUAUGACGACAAAUAUGCUUUAGCUGUCCUCCUGAACUACAACAACAGCAUUGGGCAAGGCGUAAACGAGUUGCCACUGACUAGCUUAACUGAAAUCCUGAAGGGUGGGAUCAAAUUUGCCAGUAACAAUCAUUUAUGUAACGUGGAGACCAUCCAGUGGACUGAUAUUCUGAACAUGAAGAGCCAGCCUAAAAUCAAAGAGACGGAACCAAGCUCCGCAGAACACUGUAAGAAGUGUGACCGGAGCUGUUACAAUGGGUCCUGUUGGGGCCCUGGUCCCCAAAACUGCCAAAAAAUGACUAAGGUGAUAUGUGCGGAGCAGUGUUCAGGGAGGUGUAAGGGGUCCAAACCAAUUGACUGCUGUAAUGAACAUUGUGCUGCUGGCUGCACUGGACCCAGACCAACCGACUGCCUGGCCUGUAAGGACUUCCAGGAUGAGGGGACAUGUAAGGACGCAUGUCCACGGCUCAUGCUCUACGACCCCAACACCCACCAGCUCGCUUCCAAUCCUGACGGGAAGUACAGUUUUGGAGCAACGUGCAUCAAGAAUUGCCCACACAACUAUGUCGUAACAGACCAUGGGGCAUGUGUAAGAACAUGCAGCCCUGGCACCUAUGAGGUGGAUGAGGGUGGAGUUCGGAAAUGUAAGAAGUGUGAUGGCCUGUGUCCAAAAGUUUGCAAUGGGCUGGGAAUGGGGCCUCUGCUCAAUGUCCUGUCAAUCAAUGCCAGCAACAUUGAUUCCUUUGAGAACUGCACAAAAAUCAGCGGAGGUGUUGCAAUUCUCACCACGACAUUUAAUGGUGACCAGCAUACUAAAACUCCAGGACUGGACCCAGCCAAGCUCAACAUAUUCAAAACUGUAAAGGAAAUCACUGGCUACCUGGUGAUUCAGCAGUGGCCGAAAGACAUGCCAUCCCUCAGUGCUUUUGAAAACCUUGAGGUCAUCCGUGGACGUACAAAAAAGCAAGGGGCCUUCAGCUUCGCUGUCACCCAAACUCAAAUCACACAUUUCGGCCUGCGUUCGCUGAGGGAGAUCAGUGAUGGUGAUGUGGUCAUUGCUCAGAAUAAGCAUCUCUGCUACACCAGCCUUGAGCACUGGAAACGGUUCUUCAAAUCUGAUCAACAGUCUGCCAAAAUGAUAAAAAACGCUGAUGCUGCCAUCUGCGCGAAUCAGAACAGCACGUGUGAUGAGAUGUGCACGAAUGAUGGCUGUUGGGGUCCUGGUCCCACCAUGUGCUUCACCUGUAAGCAUUACACCCGUAAAAAACACUGUGUGGCUUCCUGCAACCUGCUGGCUGGUGAACCACGUGAAUAUGAGGUCAAUAAAACAUGUGUCGAGUGCGACCCUGAAUGUCUGCUCAAGAAUGAAUCCCUGACCUGCACCGGCCCUGGACCUGACAAAUGUACAGCUUGUGCAAACUACAAAGAUGGGCCGCACUGUGUAACACGCUGCCCACAAGGCAUACCCGGAGAGAAGGACGUACUCAUUUGGAAAUAUGCUGACGCGAUGCGAGUAUGCCAGCCCUGUCAUGAGAACUGCACCCAGGGAUGUACUGGACCUGAUCUGAAGGACUGCAAAGAUUUCAAAGGCUCGGGUUUGCCCAUGAUUGCCGCUGGUGUGGUCGGAGGUCUGCUGGCGUUUGUUAUCCUGGCUCUAGGAGUUGCUGUUUUUCUGCGCAGACGGCACAUCAAAAGGAAGAGAACCUUACGACGACUCCUGCAAGAAAGAGAGCUAGUGGAGCCUCUGACCCCAAGUGGCAAAGCCCCCAACCAGGCCUUGCUGCGCAUCCUCAAAGAGACGGAGUUCAAGAAGAUCAAAGUGCUUGGGUCCGGAGCUUUCGGCACUGUGUAUAAGGGCUUGUGGGUUCCAGAAGGAGAGAGUGUGAAGAUCCCUGUCGCCAUUAAGGUCUUACGAGAAGCCACGUCUCCCAAAGCAAACCAGGAGAUCUUGGAUGAGGCCUAUGUGAUGGCAAGUGUUGAGCAUCCUCACGUGUGUCGUCUGCUCGGCAUCUGCUUGACCUCCACUGUCCAACUUAUCACCCAGUUGAUGCCCUACGGCUGUUUGCUGGACUACGUCCGAGAAAACAAGAACAACAUCGGCUCUCAAUACCUGCUCAACUGGUGUGUGCAGAUUGCUAAGGGCAUGAAUUACCUAGAAGAGCGUCAUCUUGUGCACAGAGACUUGGCUGCUCGUAAUGUGUUGGUAAAGACCCCUCAGCAUGUGAAGAUCACUGAUUUUGGCUUGGCCAAGCUGUUGAAUGCCGAUGAGAAGGAGUAUCACGCAGAUGGUGGAAAGGUGCCAAUAAAAUGGAUGGCACUUGAAUCCAUCCUGCACAGAACAUACACCCAUCAGAGUGACGUCUGGAGUUAUGGUGUGACAGUCUGGGAACUGAUGACAUUUGGAACAAAGCCCUAUGAUGGGAUUCCUGCAAGUGAAAUUGCUGAAGUUCUAGAGAAAGGAGAAAGACUUCCACAGCCUCCUAUCUGCACCAUUGAUGUGUACAUGAUAAUGGUCAAAUGUUGGAUGAUCGAUGCAGAGAGCAGACCUCGCUUCAGGGAGCUCAUCUCUGAGUUUACUAAAAUGGCACGUGACCCACCCCGCUAUCUCGUCAUUCAGGGUGAUGAGCGGAUGCAUUUACCCAGUCCUUCUGACUCCAAGUUCUACCGCAGUCUGAUGAGUGGAGAGCUGGAUGAAGCUGUGGAUGCAGACGAGUAUUUAGUGCCCAAUCACAGCUUCUUCAGCAGCCCCAGCACCUCCCGCACACAGCUGCUCCAUUCUGUGAGUCUCAACAGCAGCAUUGGGAACUGUCAGAGCAGAAAUGGGAAUGGUUUCCCAGGAAGGGAGAACAGCAUGGUUCUGCGCUACAUCCCAGAUCCGACGGAAUACUUCCACGAGGGUGACUUCCAGCCCGCUCCAGAAUAUGUCAACCAGGAUGAAUCACUGAUGUCCAGCAUGACCAACCCAAUAUACCAACACCCUGGACCUCCCCGCACACUUCCACACUCUUCAUCAGCCCUGGACGAAACUGAGGAAGAGUACCUGAACUGCUUUAAGAGCCCUGCUGCUGCUGCCGCCCCACCGGAGUAUCUGAACACGUCCCACACACAGCUCCUCUCCAGACAGCCGUUCUUCAGCGUACAGGGCUUCAACCUUCAGAACAGCAUGGACAACCCAGACUACCAGCAGGACUUCUGCCCCCUGGAGCUCAAAACACACACCAACGGCCACCUGCCGGCUGCGGAAAAUGCAGAAUAUAUGGGACUGGAAGUGCACUAGAACAUUAUGGAGAAGAGUAACUGUUCAAAUGAGCCACUUCACAGUAGAUAAAGAUGGAAGGACAUCUAUUUAUAGCAAACAUUUUGCUGAGUUGUCAAGGACAGAAAGAGCUUUUCAUAACGUGGGCUAGCAUUCAAAUAUGCUUUUUUUGCUUUGAGCUAGUCUUGGUUGGAACGGACAACUGUGGCUCUCUCCAAAUGUCCCAAGUGAAUGAAUGACAACAGGAUAUGAAUCCCACGUUGAUGCCAGUGGAAACGUGCUGGUGUGCUGAAAUGGCAUAUCAUGAAACAUGCUUGUCUACACAUUUAAGACUGCUUUUAAAUGAUCUGGUUUCACUCAUGUUAAUAAUGUUUGAAAUGGGCAAACAAAUUACAUUUACCAAUUUACUGCGCUCAUUAGUGUCUGUAAUCAUGAAACUUUUAAAGAUAUAGUUGCACCCAAGUAUUUGGACACUUAAGUCACUUUUAAAAAUCCAUUGCAUUAAAUACGAAAUAUUGAAGUGAGUGACAUCUUUCAAAACUUUGGAUUCAGUAAGACAUUAUUAAAGAAAAAUGUAAUUCGUAUUUUUACUCUGCAAAGUUUAAAUUCAUCAAGUCACAGUCAAUUAAUUAAAGUCAUAAUAAUAAGUUAUGUUUCUUAAUCACCAAAUUUGAAUGAUUUCUGAAGGAUCAUGUGACACUGAAGCCUGGAGGAAUGGCUGCUAAAAACUUUGUCAUCACAGGAAUUACAAUUACAAUUUAAAAUACAUGAAAAAAUAGAUAUUUGAAAUUCGAAAAAUAUUUUACAAUAUUACUGUUUUUACUGUAUUUUUUAUCAAAUAAGUGCAGCAUUAUGCUCAAAAACAUUGAAUAAAUAUUACAGAUCCUAAACAUUUGAAAGAUGGUUUAUCAACUACUUCAUACUUCAAAAACCUAAUAGACAUGUUUGCGAUAUAUUUAUGUGCAUUAGAUGCCCUUUGUUUCAAUAUUGUGUUGUAUAUGUAUCUUUAAUAGUGGUUUAUGUGUCCAAAUGCUCUUCGGAAACACUAUGUAAGCUGAACUCAGAGGUUGUUUAAUUCCUCUCUGCUGUGAAUGAAAGUCAAAUUUGAGUUAAAUUUAUGAUGAUUUUGCUGGAAAUGUUGGCUGUGUGGACAGUGCUGUGACAGUGAUCCGUGUGUGGAUAGAUUCAGCUUCGUCCGAAGGCCAACAUAUGACUGGUACUUGUACAGAACUGUCUGUAAUAUAUGGCUGACAUUUGCAUUAUUGUAUCUAACGGAGUAUUUUAUCCAUUGUCAUAAAAAUCACAUUUGGGGUCACUCAUAUAUUCCAUUACUGCUUGUUCGUCCGUGUGUUUUCACCUUCCUGUACCUAACUUGACUUUUGUAAUAGUAUCUCAAUGAAUCUGAAACAUAUCUCACAGACAGAACAUAUCUUGAUCUCCAUGAUGGCUAUGUUGCACAGAAACAAAGUAAUGUUGUUGGAUAUCUUAAAUUGGCUAUCCUUUCUUGCUUUCAUCAUUUGCAUUUGCUCUCAAAAUAUGGUGACGAUGUUCUUUCUUGUCCUUUGUUAUAUAAGUCGAAUCAAUAAAGAAUUGUUUUAUAAGA